AUGAUGCGAUCCAUGCUACCGAGGCUCGUGAGGCCGUCCCUGGCCAAGGCCCCAACCGCAGUUACAGUCACAAUUGGCAAUAGGUUUGCCUCCUCUUCCACCGCGCCGGUCUUCGAUUGGCAAGAUCCCCUCGCAUCUAAAACGCUGUUGACUGAGGAGGAACUGGCAAUUUCAGAAACUGCGGAGCGAUAUUGCCAGGAGCAGUUGCUACCUCGUGUGCUUCAGGCAUAUCGCGACGAGAACUAUGACACAAAGAUCCUCGAAGAGAUGGGCGAGCUUGGCCUGCUAGGUGCCACAAUCGAAGGUGCCCGGUACGGCAUUGCUCUUGGCGUUAUGGGCGCUUUGGAAGACUGCAUCGCGAGAGCAAGGACGUAUGCGCUCGAGAGGAAACAGUUCAAGGGAAAUCCCCUAGCCCGCUAUCAACUCGUCCAGAAGAAGCUGGCUGACGCCAGUACUGACGCUGCUUAUGGCACGCUGGCCGCCAUUCAAGUCGGCAGACUGAAGGAUGAGGGCAAAGCCACGCCUGACAUGAUUAGCAUGGUGAAGCGCCAGAACUGCGACCGGGCCCUCCAGAACGCUCGCGUGCUUCAAGAGAUCUUCGGAGGCAACGCCGUUAGCGACGAGUAUGCUAUCGGCCGACACGUGGCGAAUUUGUUCGUAACGCAGACUUACGAGGGCCAGAGCGAUAUACACAGUUUGAUCCUGGGGCGGGCCAUUACGGGGGUGCAGGCGUUUGUAUAA
This is a messenger RNA of Verticillium nonalfalfae, 741 nucleotides long. RefSeq lists its product as uncharacterized. Gene Ontology annotation, biological process: fatty-acyl-CoA biosynthetic process; fatty acid beta-oxidation using acyl-CoA dehydrogenase. Gene Ontology annotation, molecular function: flavin adenine dinucleotide binding; fatty-acyl-CoA binding; glutaryl-CoA dehydrogenase activity. Bases 1 to 741 code for a protein of 246 amino acids. The transcript has 4 exons. Gene Ontology annotation, cellular component: mitochondrial inner membrane. Lineage: Eukaryota; Fungi; Ascomycota; Sordariomycetes; Glomerellales; Plectosphaerellaceae. The record is from RefSeq and is a predicted model, not a curated record.